Molecule: messenger RNA, 2548 nt
Organism: Rhinopithecus roxellana (golden snub-nosed monkey)
Lineage: Eukaryota; Metazoa; Chordata; Mammalia; Primates; Cercopithecidae
Gene: SCML2
Product: Scm polycomb group protein like 2
Exons: 15
Coding region: 159-2264 (701 amino acids)
Biological process (GO): regulation of DNA-templated transcription
Cellular component (GO): nucleus
Molecular function (GO): protein binding
Source: RefSeq, a predicted model, not a curated record
CGGCAGUGGCGGUUGCGGGGCAUGCGCGGCUCCGCGCGCGGCUUCUCAAACAUGGCGGCGGCGGUGUGAAGCUCGGUGCCGGCUCGCGCGAUCGGUGGGACAAAAUUUCGUUGUUUUCACCGACGAGACUGGAGGAAACAACACCAAAUACGGAUACCAUGGGACAAACAGUGAAUGAAGAUUCCAUGGAUGUCAAGAAGGAGAAUCAAGAGAAAACUCCUCAGUCAAGUACGUCUUCUGUACAAAGAGAUGAUUUCCACUGGGAGGAGUAUUUGAAAGAGACUGGGUCUAUAAGUGCUCCUUCAGAGUGCUUCCGCCAGUCUCAGAUUCCACCUGUGAAUGAUUUCAAAGUUGGUAUGAAAUUGGAAGCCCGUGAUCCUCGCAAUGCCACUUCAGUGUGUAUUGCUACGGUUAUUGGAAUUACUGGGGCCAGGUUACGGUUACGACUGGAUGGUAGUGAUAAUAGAAAUGAUUUUUGGAGGCUUGUCGAUUCCCCAGACAUACAACCUGUUGGGACAUGUGAAAAGGAAGGAGACUUACUUCAACCUCCACUAGGGUACCAGAUGAAUACAUCAUCCUGGCCGAUGUUCCUCUUAAAGACACUAAACGGGUCUGAAAUGGCAUCUGCCACAUUAUUUAAGAAGGAACCACCAAAGCCCCCACUAAAUAAUUUUAAAGUGGGGAUGAAACUAGAAGCUAUUGACAAAAAGAACCCAUAUCUCAUCUGUCCUGCGACCAUUGGAGAUGUUAAAGGGGAUGAAGUUCAUAUCACAUUCGAUGGCUGGAGUGGAGCUUUUGAUUACUGGUGCAAGUAUGAUUCUCGAGAUAUUUUCCCAGUUGGGUGGUGUCGCCUGACAGGAGAUGUAUUACAACCCCCAGGAACUAGUGUUCCUAUUGUAAAGAAUAUAGCAAAAACAGAGUCUUCUCCUUCCGAAGCGAGCCAGCAUUCAAUGCAGUCUCCACAGAAAACUACUCUAAUAUUACCAACACAGCAGGUCAGGAGAUCAGGUCGAAUUAAACCACCUGGACCUACUGCAGUCCCCAAAAGGAGCAGUUCUGUUAAAAAUAUCUCACCAAGGAAAAAAGGUCCAAACUCAGGAAAAAAGGAAAAGCCUUUGCCUGUGAUAUGUUCUACAUCUGCAGCUUCUCUAAAAUCGCUGACCAGAGACCGUGGCAUGUUAUAUAAAGAUGCCGCUUCUGGGCCAUGUAAAAUAGUGAUGUCUACAGUCUGUGUCUAUGUAAACAAACAUGGAAACUUUGGCCCUCACCUGGAUCCGAAGAGAAUCCAGCAGCUGCCUGACCACUUUGGCCCAGGCCCCGUGAAUGUGGUGCUUCGCCGGAUUGUGCAGGCCUGUGUGGAUUGUGCCCUUGAAACUAAAACUGUUUUUGGAUACCUGAAGCCAGAUAAUCGUGGAGGAGAAGUGAUAACUGCCUCCUUUGAUGGGGAAACUCAUUCCAUCCAGCUCCCUCCAGUGAACAGUGCAUCAUUUGCUCUUCGCUUUCUUGAGAACUUCUGCCACAGUCUGCAGUGUGAUAACCUUUUGAGUAGCCAGCCUUUUAGUUCUUCCAGGGGUCAUACUCACAGCUCUGCAGAGCAUGAUAAAAAUCAGUCAGCAAAAGAAGAUGUAACAGGAAGGCAAAGCACCAAACGAUCUCCUCAGCAAUCUGUACCAUAUGUUGUUCCUCUCUCUCCUAAGCUCCCCAAAACAAAGGAGUAUGCAUCUGAAGAAGAACCAUUGUUUGCUGGGAGAAAUGCCAUUCCCAAAGAGGAAAAUCUUUCAGAAGAUUCUAAGAGCUCAUCACUAAAUUCAGGAAAUUGUUUGAAUCCUGCCUGUAGAAAUCCUAUGUAUAUUCAUACUUCAGUCUCCCAGGAUUUUUCUCAAAGUGUGCCAGGCACCACAAGUUCACUCCUAGUUGGGGACAAAUCAUCCCCCAAGAGCAGUCCCCAUGAAGUUAAAUUCCAAAUGCAGAGGAAAAGUGAAGCUCCAAGUUAUAUAGCUGUACCUGAUCCCAGUGUCCUGAAACAAGGCUUCUCUAAGGACCCUUCAACCUGGUCUGUGGAUGAAGUGAUACAGUUUAUGAAACAUACAGAUCCUCAGAUAUCAGGCCCCCUCGCCGACCUCUUCAGGCAACAUGAAAUUGAUGGGAAGGCUCUGUUCCUACUCAAGAGUGAUGUGAUGAUGAAGUAUAUGGGGCUGAAGCUGGGGCCAGCAUUAAAGCUGUGUUACUACAUUGAAAAACUUAAAGAAGGAAAAUACAAUUGAAAAAAAUAUGUGUAAGUUUAGAUUGGACAUAAUUCUCAGAUGUACUGUUAACAUUUUAAUUUAAAAGUAUUUCUCAGCAGUUUUUGUUUUGUAGACAGUUCCUAUAAAAGUGUUUUAUCAGAAUUGCAGAACUGUAUUAACAGUUCAGUCAACUUUUUUUUUUUUUUUCCCUGGAGUCACCAACCAGCCUCGGGAGGCACAGCCACCACUCCCCCAGUCUACUUCUUUAAAAAGCAUUUGGCCGGGCGCGGUGACUCAAGCCUGUAAUCCCAUCACUUUGGGAG